AUGACACUUGACCUUGCUACAUGCAACGCAAUAAAAGAUGAGGGAGGAGGCGGCGCUGGCGCCCAGGCCGGCGGGCAGGGGCGAGCCCGAGCCGGCGGCAGGCCGGGAACGGGCCUGUGCCCGCGGGCAGUUAGCAGCGGGCGGCGCCCGCCCGGCCCGGCCGGGGGAGAGCGGAGCGGCACUGCCUCUGUCCUUCAAACUGGCAGCAGCUCCCUGGGAGCCAGUGAAUUAUCUUCUCAGAAGAAAUUUGAUGAAAUUAAGAAGGCUAAUCAAGCAGCAGCAAAAAAGUUUGUUGAAGACCAGUUUAGUUCCUCUUCUGAAGAAGAUGAAGAUAUCGAAGGAAAACAUGUAAAAAUAUUGGCCAAAACAUUCACAACUUAUACUAAUCAAACUGAUGGUGAUACAAGUGAACUAGAACGUACAAGACAAUAUGUGAACGAAGCAUUUCAGUCUGGGGCUUUGACAUGCUUGAUUUGCAUUGCUUCAGUUAAGAGAAACCAAGCUGUCUGGAGCUGUUCUGGCUGUUUCUGUAUAUUUCACAUGCCAUGUAUCCAAAAGUGGGCUAAGGACAGCCUUUUUCUUAUAUCUUCUCCCUUGACAGAUGAUGAUUUUGGGAAGACAGAUUAUCCAUGGCCUUGUCCAAAAUGUAGGUUUGAGUACAAACGAUCUGAAACUCCCACUAGAUACUACUGCUACUGUGGGAAGGUAGAAGAUCCAGAGUUGGACCCAUGGCUGGUACCUCACUCAUGUGGCCAAGUAUGUGAGAGGGAAUUUAAACCUCCAUGUGGGCAUAAAUGCCUACUGCUCUGUCACCCGGGUCCUUGUCCUCCUUGCCCAAAGAUGGUCGCAAUAGCCUGUUACUGUAAGAAGGCUAAACCAGUUCCGCGAAGGUGCAGUACCAAAGAAUGGUCAUGUCAGCUGCCAUGUGGUCGAAAACUGCCAUGUGGACAGCACAAUUGUGAGAAUCCUUGUCACCCAGGAAAUUGUCAGUCUUGCCCACGAGUCAGUAAACAAAGGUGUGUCUGUGGUAGACAAAUAGCAGAAAGACUUUGUGCAAGUCCAUUUUGGCAGUGUGAGCAGGUGUGUGGGAGAACUUUGCCUUGUGGUAAUCAUACAUGUGAACAAAUUUGUCACUCUGGUCCCUGUGGAGAAUGUCCUCGAUCUGGGAAAAGACCCUGUCCAUGUGGGAAAUCAAUGUUUUUUUUGCCUUGUACGGAAGAUGUACCUACUUGUGGAGAUAGUUGUGACAAAGUUCUUGAAUGUGGAAUCCAUAGGUGUUCGCAGCGUUGUCAUCGAGGUCCCUGUGAAAUUUGUAGACAG
Chelonoidis abingdonii (Abingdon island giant tortoise) is the source of this 1320-nucleotide messenger RNA. NCBI's taxonomy places the organism in Eukaryota, Metazoa, Chordata, Testudines, Testudinidae. The record is from RefSeq and is a predicted model, not a curated record.